Lodderomyces margitis is the source of this 1464-nucleotide messenger RNA. RefSeq names its product catalase. The record is from RefSeq and is a predicted model, not a curated record. Gene Ontology annotation, molecular function: catalase activity; heme binding. Lineage: Eukaryota; Fungi; Ascomycota; Pichiomycetes; Serinales; Debaryomycetaceae. Gene Ontology annotation, cellular component: mitochondrion; peroxisome; cytoplasm. The transcript has a single exon. Gene Ontology annotation, biological process: response to hydrogen peroxide; hydrogen peroxide catabolic process. The coding region runs from base 1 to 1464 and encodes 487 amino acids.
AUGGCACCACCUCCAAUCCUUACCAAUUCACAAGGACAGGCAAUUCCAAACCCACCUUAUGCCACUCAAAGAGUUGGCAAACAUGGUCCAUUGUUAUUACAGGAUAUUGACUUGAUUGACAACUUGGCUCAUUUCGAUAGAGAGAGGAUUCCAGAAAGAGUGGUACACGGCCGAGGUUCAGGCGCACACGGUGUGUUCGAAGUUACUGAUGAUAUCACUGACAUCUGCUCGGCUGAUUUCUUAAACGAAGUUGGCAAAAAGACCAAAACUUUUACUCGCUUCUCCCUUGUUGCCGCUGAAUCAGGUGCUAAUGACUCAGCUAGAGAUGUUAGAGGCUUUGCCACCAAAUUUUACACUUCAGAAGGCAUCUUGGACUUUGUAUACAUCCAUACUCCAGUGUUUUUCAUCAGGGAUCCUUCCAAGUUUGUUGACGUAAACCACGUUCAGAAGAGAAACCCCCAAACCAACUCAAAGGACCCCAACGCGGCUUGGGAUUUCUUCACCUUGAAUCCCGAAACUGUUCACCAAGUCACCAUAUUGUACACUGAUCGUGGAACUCCUGCAUCAUUUAGACAUAUGCAUGGUUUUUCGGCUCACACAUUUAAAUGGGCCAAUGCAAACAAUGAUUGGGUUUACGUGCGUAUUCAUCAGUUGACUGACCAAGGUAUAAAAAAUCAUACAAUUGAAGAAGCCAUUCGUCUUGCUGGCGAAAACCCCGAUGCAGCUCAGGAUGAUUUGUUCAAUAGUAUUGAACAAGGUGACUUUCCUUCUUGGACUUGUUAUGUUCAAACCAUGACCGAGGAACAAGCAAAGAAUGCACCAUUUUCCGUCUUUGAUAUGACCAAGACUUGGCCCCAUAAGGACUAUCCAUUGAGAAGAUUCGGUAAAUUGACAUUGAAUGAAAACCCACUCAACUAUUUUGCUGAAGUUGAACAAGCUGCGUUUUCCCCAGCCAAUACUGUUCCAUCUAUGCAACCUUCGGCUGAUCCGGUCUUACAAGGAAGGUUGUUUUCUUACACUGACACCCAAAGGUACCGGUUAGGGGUUAAUUUUAGCCAAAUUCCGGUGAACUGUCCGCUCAAAGGAGGUGCCCAAGUGUAUGCACCAAGCGAGAGGGACGGGUUUAUGAAUGUAAAUGGAAAUUAUGGCAAAGCUCCAAACUACUUGACCAACAGGAACAAGGUCACUAUCAAAUCAUUCCCUAUCCAACAGUAUCAAGAAGUGUGGGAAGGUCCAGCUGAACCGUUCGAGUGGGUUGCCACCGCAGCGGAAUUUGACCAGCCUGCAGAUCUCUACAACAAUGUUUUGUCCGAAACUGAUAGAAGAAACUUGGCUCAUAACAUUGGUGUCGACGUUGCUAAGGUUGAACUGGAAAUUCAAGAAAGGGUAUUUAAGUAUUUUGGUGGUGUCAGCCCUGAUUUAGCAGAAGCUAUAAAGAGAGAGGUAUUUCAAACAGGCAAGUAG